GACGCGUUACUUCUCUUUGCUCUGGUCGCUUCAGAUUUUGUAUAUAACCCAGCGCAAUGAGUUCCACGCUGUCCACAUCUUUGUGCUUCGAACCCCUCUCUAGUCCAUAGCUCACCUCUCUCACAAUGCCAGGUGGUCCAGCUGCUACAGGUGCGGGUAUCGGUGCAAAUGCACCAAAGAACGCCUUCGCUGGCAUUCUUAUGAGCGCCUUUGCCGCCUUUGGUGGUGUUCUCUACGGUUAUGACACAGGCACAAUCAAUGGCAUCAAAUCCAUGUGUAACUGGCUCGAAACGUUCGGACAUGAAGUUCCAGUCUCCACUCUCUACCCAUGUGGUUACACCAUUACAUCUUCCCAAGAAUCUCUCGUCGUUUCUAUACUCUCUGCCGGAACUUUCUUCGGUGCUCUCCUUGGUGCACCCGCGGCCGAUAUCCUUGGUCGUAAAUGGGGUAUCAUCUUCUCCGGUCUGGUUUUCUGUAUCGGUGUUGCCAUGCAAACCGCAUCAACAGCCAUGCCUCUGUUCGUCGUCGGUCGUGUCUUUGCCGGUCUCGGUGUCGGUCUCAUCUCCGUUUUGAUUCCCAUGUACCAAUCUGAAUGUUCUCCCAAGUGGAUCCGUGGUGCUGUUGUAUCUGCCUAUCAGUGGGCUAUCACCAUUGGUCUUCUCCUUGCAUCUGUGGUCAACAAUGCCACCCAGGCUCGUAACAACCACUCUUCGUACCAAAUUCCGAUUGCAGUACAAUUCAUUUGGGCCAUCGUUCUCAUGUUCGGCAUGUUCUUCCUUCCUGAGUCUCCCCGUUGGUUGAUCAAGAAGGGCCGCGACGCAGAUGCUGCUAUUUCUCUCAGUCGUCUCACGUCACUCGAUGUCAACAACAGUGAAGUUGAACUUGAGCUCGACGAUAUUCGUGCCAACUUGAAAUCCGAGGAAGAGUUCGGCAAGACGGGCUACAUCGACUGCUUCCGCGGUGGUCCCACCCAGAUCGGUUUGCGUACCCUCACUGGUAUUUUCCUUCAAGCGUGGCAGCAGCUCACUGGUAUCAACUUCAUUUUCUACUUCGGUACCCAGUUCUUCCAGGGCGCUGGCAUUGGAAAUGCUUUCCUUGUCAGUGUCGCUACCAACAUCGUUAACGUUUUCAUGACUCUCCCUGGUAUGUGGGGUGUCGAGCGUUUCGGUCGUCGUCGUUUGUUGAUUAUCGGUGCCAUUGGUAUGACCGUCUGCGAGUUCAUCAUUGCCAUCGUCGGUGUUACUGUCCCCACAGCUAACAAGUCUGGUCAAAACGUUCUUGUCGCGUUCGUGUGUAUCUACAUCGCCUUCUAUGCCGCUACGUGGGGUCCUAUCCCUUGGGUUGUCACCGGCGAGAUUUUCCCUCUCGCUGUCCGUGCCAAGGCUAUGUCGCUCUCCGUCGCAUCCAACUGGCUGUGGAACUUUGCCAUUGCUUACGCCACACCAUACCUCGUGAACCCUGGCGCCGGGAAUGCCAACCUUGGAGUGAAGGUGUUCUUCAUUUGGGGUUCGACGUGCUUCUGUUGCAUCGUCUUCUCUUACUUCUGCAUUCCUGAGACCAAGGGUCUUUCUUUGGAGCAAGUCGAUAUCAUGUACCAGCACUCUUCGCCCAUCAAGUCCGUCCAGUACCGCAAGCAGCUCAUUGCUGCCGACGUGCAUGCCUCGGACCCAACAUCGAUUGAGAAGGCUGAUGAGCAAUCCACUGAUGAAAAGGCGUAAAUAGUAACCGCACUCGUAAGGCGCAUACGGUCAGGGUUAAGCCCUGCCAUUUUAGUAGCAGUAUUUCACUCACUAAAUAGUGAAUUUGUGAUUUUUACGGGUACGAUGUGAUAUACACGACCUCUUAAUUGAUAAUACGAUUUUUUUUGGCUUCCCUGCA
Serpula lacrymans var. lacrymans S7.9 is the source of this 1878-nucleotide messenger RNA. RefSeq lists its product as uncharacterized. The coding region runs from base 126 to 1718 and encodes 530 amino acids. Gene Ontology annotation, biological process: carbohydrate transport; transmembrane transport. Lineage: Eukaryota; Fungi; Basidiomycota; Agaricomycetes; Boletales; Serpulaceae. The record is from RefSeq and is a predicted model, not a curated record. Gene Ontology annotation, molecular function: carbohydrate:proton symporter activity. Gene Ontology annotation, cellular component: membrane. The transcript is spliced from 7 exons.